UGUUCGCUCACUUUGCCGUAACUAGGUAAUGAUAAAGUUUCAAAAAUUCACGUCCAAAGCUUUUCACACAUUUAAUCGAUGUAAGAGAACAAUGUAAUUAUUCGAUCAUCAGAUUACACUUGUUUUGGGGCUUCCUAAGGUGAGAACAAAUGAGAAUUCAUAUUUUGGGGGGCAUUGUUUACAAGCUGUCAGUUUCAUCGAGUUUGAUUAGAGAAGUCGUCUGCUCGAAGUGUUGCGUGAUCUAAGAGACGAGAUAUUUGCUCUGCCAAACCGAGAUGCUGGUGCACUAUCUGAAGUGACUACUUGCUUUGUAACUGAGAUCAGCCAGCAUGGCGUCCCUGUCACGACCACGCAGUCACAGGCACAUAGCAGAAGAGGUGAGUUCUGACAGCUCCAGUUCUGACAGCGAGGACAGUGACUGGGAGCCAGACACGGGACACCAUGCCCCUCUGGUAAUUGACGAGGAGCUGACCAGUGCUAACCAGCUGACCCUUGUGGAUGAGGAAGCUGGCUCUGUUCUGAUCCACCCCACUAUUGAUGAGGGCGAAGGGGAAGAGGAGGGAGAGGCAGAGAUUGCUGACACAGGACAAGAAGAAAUUGAAGGUGAAGCUGACAUAGAUGACAGAGCCCAGAGAUUAGUUACGCCUGUUAGUAAGAAAGAGACACAGGACGAUGCCGAUAAAAGUAAAAAGAAAAAGAAGAAAAAACGAAAAAUCUAUUACAUCUGUCUGACGAACUGCAAGUAUGAUGUUGUGAGGAAAAUGAGCCGCAGGUUUGGAUUCCGUGAGGUUGGUGAUGACGAGGACUGGACACUGUUCUGGACAGAUUACUCUGUGGCGCUGGAGAGAGUGAUGGAGAUGAAGAGAUAUCAGAAAAUCAAUCACUUCCCUGGAAUGAGUGAGAUUUGCCGUAAGGAUUUACUGGCACGGAACAUGAACAGAAUGCACAAACUCUUCCCAAAGGAAUACAAUAUCUUCCCCAAAACAUGGUGCUUGCCAGCAGAUUAUGGGGACUUUUUGGCUUACACACGUCAGAAGAAGAACAAAACCUACAUUCUGAAGCCCGAGUCUGGUUGUCAGGGGAAAGGAAUCUGGGUGACAAGAAAUCCUAAAGAUAUCAGGCCUAAUGAGCACAUGAUAUGUCAGCAGUAUCUUUCAAAGCCAUUCUUAAUUGAUGGUUUCAAGUUUGACCUUCGGAUCUAUGUGUUAGUGACAUCAUGUGAUCCAUUACGAAUAUUCGUCUUCAAGGAUGGUUUGGCCAGGUUUGCUACAUGCAAAUACACAGAGCCAACACAUUCUAACCAAGAAAAUGUCUUCAUGCAUCUGACCAACUAUGCCAUCAAUAAGCACAGUGAGGACUUCAUCAGGGAUGAUGAAGCUGGGAGUAAAAGACGCAUCACAACUAUAAACAGCUACUUGAAGAAGAAAGGCUAUGACUUGGACAAAAUGUGGGGCGAUAUUGAUGACGUCAUCAUCAAGACACUGAUUUCAGCCCACUCUAUUCUAAAGCACAACUACAGGACGUGUUUCCCAAACCAUAUCAAGGGCAGUGCUUGUUUUGAGAUCCUCGGGUUGGAUAUUAUAUUGGACAAGAAACUGAAACCCUAUGUUUUAGAGGUCAACCAUUCUCCGAGCUUUACAACUGAUGCAGAAUUGGACCGCGAGAUCAAGGGGACCCUGAUUUUUGACACUCUGAACCUAGUCAACUUUGGUGCUUGUGAGAGGAGAAAAUGUAUCGAGGAAGACAAGAGGAGGAUCAAGGAGAGGCUGUUCCAGAGACAGAACAAAAAAGAGUCAAAAGAGGAGCUUGAGCAGGCUCAGGCUCAGUUCUUACAGGUCCAGGAGAAGUACGAGAGCACCCACCUGGGCAACUUCAGAAGGAUUUACCCUCUGGGGAAUGUGGAAAAAUACGAGAAGUUCUUCAACAGUAGUGGCUCCUUGUUCCAGGAGACGGUUGCCUUCAGGGCUAGAUCAGAAAUGGCUAGACAACAGCGAGAGGAGAUAACGAGGAAGAAGGAGAAGCUGGAUGCUAUACUAAAGGGAAAGAGGAGUGGUUUGGCUCGACCUGAGAGUCCUGGCACACGUCGACGGCGCAUAAAACGUCCCAGCAUGCCAGGGCGACAUCUUAGCGCUUCCAGAUACUCCCAUUCAGAGUAUGAGCGUCAGUCAGGUGAGAACAUUGACACCCUGCGGCCAGUGGAGAUAGUGGAGGAGGAGGAGUUAGAGAGGAUAAGCGGGUUGUUACAGCGGGACAGUCUGGUGCGGGGGCUUGGCAUCGUGGAGCACGUGUACCGUCUCCUCCAUUCCACACCCGGCACAGUUGGCGUCACUAAAGCAGACACCAAGGGAAUUCUACCACUGUCCGUAGACCAAUGGUCAAACACAGCACACGAGUUCUACCCCUCCAGCCAUCAGGUUGCACUGCGGCCCAAAGACAAACAUUACUACCAAAAACUGCUUGACAAAUAUUACGGACAGAAUAGCAUGGUGAUCAGUGAUCGGUACCUGCCUAACCAUCAACACUCAAGUCGUAUGAAUAACUUUGUACCGGAUAGUAGAGAUGAUAUUGUGAAGCGGUACCCUCUGCUUAAGCUUUCCCGCAGUGCGGCUGAUUCCAGGGUAGUGUCUUUCACCUCUACGCAAGACGAUAGUUCCAAGCGAAAUACUGCAUUCAUUGAGGAGAAUGCAGAGGUGGAGGCUGACGAUCUUAACCACAGCAGCAACUAUAUCAGUUUUAACGAGAACAGUAUAUACCACCCCACGCACAUCCCCCUGUACACUUCACUGCCCCAGCACGCUUUCCCCAGCCAGAUCUCCUACUCUACACUGCAGCCCAUGCCAACCACGUCUAACCCGUCUUCCCACUCACGCCUCAGCUCCUACACUCAAGCUCAUGUAUCUCUGUCUGCCCAGCCUAAUCACCAGAUGAACCAAUGGCAGAAGUCCAAGCCCCACAACCUGACCACCACGUCUGACAGAACCUCCAGCAUGUUCCAGCAGAGGACAAGAUACACACGAAAACCACUUGGCUCCACCAGAGGAAUGUCAACUACAGCUGUGCCAGAAAGUGAAUACCGUCACCUGUCCCAUCUGCUGGAGACAGAGGCAGAGCGCAGUCGGCUUGCAGCCCGUACAGAAGUUACUGACAGGUGGUCUGAUGGAAUCCUACCUCCACACAAAAGAGUGUUAAGUGCAAAUGCCCAGAGUAAGCCCAAUCCUGAACCAGGGAUGCCUGGUCUCUCUGUGGUGUCUGGCCCAGCACCUGUGGUUCAGCGACCAGAGUUGUCUUCCCCUAACAGUGGCAGCAACCAGCUAUCCAGUCGUGUGAAUAAUUACGAGAACAACAACAACCAGCAGCGUUCAACCAAAUCUCAGCGGAUAAGAGGUGCCUCAAAUAACAUUAGACUGAAACAACUGGAACUGCGAGAAAAUCACGCACUGGUGUUGAGCUGAUUUCCGUCCAAGCCGUAGUCAGGUUGCAUUUUUGUGAUAAUAUUACUCAGCCAGUGGUUGUGAAUUGUGAGAAUUAAUACCCAGUCUGCUUCAACACACUGAAGCACCUAGUUAGUGGCAUUCCAUGAUUAUACUGUGAUAUACUCAGGUCUUUGAAAUAUAUCAACGUUGCCUGUGAUGUUCCUGAAGUUGCUGUACCAAGUAUUAUCUUAUUGCUUGUGACAGUGAAAGGUGUGUGUUAUAUUGUAUUGCUAGGUUAUUUUACACCAAGGUUUCAAUCCUUAGAAAGUUCUAAAACUAUGAAUGUGAUGGUUUAUGAGCACCAUUCGGGAAUAGAUUCAAAUUGCUACGUUGUGGCUGCGAGGAAAGACCAGUACUAAGUUCAGGAGAACACUGGUACACAUUUGCUAGCAGUUUGCUGCUCAAACUGGAUUCCCAGUGCCAGCAAACAAGUGAUUCCCAGCACCAUUGGACACUUGACUGCCAGCACCAAUAGACACCUGUCUAGAUACAUUAUUGUCAGCACCAGUGGACACUUGAUUGUAUGCACCAGUAAACUCCCAGUUGCCAGCACCCGUGGACAUGUGAUUUCCAGCUCCAGUCAAUACCUGAUGGCAGUCACUCUGACAUAGAUACCUGAUUGCAAGCAUAAGCAGACAUUAGAUUUUGUAUGUAGAAUCAAUGUGGACACUUGACUGCAGACACCACAGAGCACAUUUUGAGAUUACAAAUGGACACCAGUUUGCAAGCACUGACCCAUCUCAUGGUUUUAGGCAUUUCAGACAACACAGUCAUACCUCUCAUAGCAUGAACUACAGUACUAAAUUUGAAUUGCAGUGGCUUAAUCUGUGCUAUAAAGGCUUUCCAUAUUAUCAGUACCAAUGGCAAAUCCUGGAUGAGUGUUGAAAGGCUGGUCAGAGUUCAGUUUAAAGGAUGAACAAACAUGCAUAAAACCUGCAUUUUAAGCGGCACUACCGAUGGUGCUAAUACUCCAGCAUUUUUACAGAAUAUAAAGAAUUUCUCUCUAUCAUAAACUUACUCCUGGAAAGUCCCCUUUCUACAGUAGUGCUCCCUUACAAUUUCUGUUAUCAGAGCUCCCUACAUGUCAGAAAGAAACUUCUCUUAAUUCUGUAUGUUUGAAUUAAAGAAACAUGAUGCCACCUUAAAAUACUGAACAUUACAGUAAACAAGUAGGUAAUAUUUCAUGACAAAAAGGAUUUUGUAAUCUACAUAUGCUUAUUUCACUUCACUGAGAAUCAUGCAAUAUCCCAAUGCUCUUCAGUUAGCAUCUUGAUAGCAGCAUCUGUCAGUUUAUACACACAUGGUAAAUUUUUACAUUGAAAAAAUGUAACUGGUAGAAGAAAUAAAUGUCCAUGUAUAUGUAUGGUUGUAUGUUUGUUAUAACAUAUAUAUUGAUGCUCUUAGUUACAUGUUGAUACAUGUAUUGUUACAUAAGUUAUUGUGGAGAUGUAAGUUGUGAUAUAGUUUUGUGAAUUAAACAUUACCUGUACAGUUUGUUGGAGUUCACCUGUAAAUUGGAAUCUUUGUUGCUGUAUUUGUGUUACCUGUGUAUUUUAUGAUCAGGUUCAUCACCAUUACUUAGCAAACCUUUGUAAUUUUGUGUCCUUGUCUUAUUGUUCAUUGCAAAUUUUCAAAUUCAUUACUAUUGUCUGUGAUUCAUUGAUGGCCAAAAUAUUGAUGUGAUAUUUUUUUUUAUUUUGUAAGUAGUGUUAAUAUUUUUAUUUCAAGGCUUACCUUACGUCUACCUGCUUUGCCCAUUCCAGCUAACAGUAUUUUCUUCUAAUACCAGCAUUACACAUAGUGCUGUCAAGGAGUAUUAUACAACAAAGAUUAUUCUACAUGUAUAACUAAGAAUGAAAAUAUUUGACUUUGGGAACUCUUUAAGAAAAUCAAUCAUAGUGAUUAUAUCCUGUUUGCAUAAAUAUUAAAUCAGAACUUAUCUGACUUUUGGAAUGAAACAUCAGAGCUGUUCUUGUUUCAUCACAUAAAGGUACAUGUACUUAUCAAACAGGAACAUGUAUCCAGUCAUAUUUUUCAGUAUUGCCCCUAAAAUGCUGCUUUUUAUGAUCUGUGAUCCACACUUGACAUUUUUAAUUGUAUUCUGUGAUAAACACUGAGAGUUUACAUAUUAAUGGUAAAAAUACUGUACAUCGUAGAACCAAUAAUUGGAACACAAAUUGUCUAUUUUUGUAACCAUUGAUA
Molecule: messenger RNA, 5675 nt
Organism: Liolophura sinensis
Lineage: Eukaryota; Metazoa; Mollusca; Polyplacophora; Chitonida; Chitonidae
Product: tubulin polyglutamylase ttll6-like
Exons: 18
Coding region: 330-3452 (1040 amino acids)
Biological process (GO): protein polyglutamylation; microtubule cytoskeleton organization
Cellular component (GO): ciliary basal body
Molecular function (GO): tubulin binding; tubulin-glutamic acid ligase activity
Source: RefSeq, a predicted model, not a curated record